GCCCGACUCUUGUAGAUGUGUCACUGUGCCGCCUCUCCCCAAUUGAGAUUCCCAUACUGUCCCACACUGUGCCCUCCUCAUCUCUUCCCAUCACUCUGGUCUGAGGGUCCCAGAGAAUUUCCCUGGUGGUUGCCCAUCUUUAUCUCUCUCCCUCUGGACUGAGGGCUCCCACGUCCCACCUGGCCUCCCGUACAAUCACGCUGGUCUGAAGGCACCUACCUACCUGCAGCUUUUCAUUCGUUGAUGCUUUUCUUGGGACCCGGCUCAAGAUGCCAGAGCCCACAAAGAAAGAUGAGAUGUCCAAUGGUGAGAAAGAGAGUGUUGCCCCAGACAGUAGUGAGGUGCCAAUGCCCACACCUGAGAUAUCCCUCGAGGUCUCACCUCCACCCCCAGAACAACCGGUAGAGACUGAGGGGAAGGAUCCACAGCCCAUAGAGAUGAUUAAGCCUGUACAGCCAGAACCAGUAGAGAAUGGGUCUAAAGAACCAGAACCAGAGGCGGUUGUGGUCGGGGCUAAAGAGCAAGUCGAGUCUGUGAACUCUGAAGUAAAGGAGGCCCCGUCCCCUUGCUCACCCCCACCGCCUGCAACCGUGAAGGAGGAAGCAGAGCCAGUUGUUAUGGAGGUUACACAACCGCCAGAGCCUUUUGUUACAGUGGUUAACCCACCACCACUCCCACCUCCCCCUCAAGAGCCUGUUGUUACAGUGGUUACCCCACCACCACCACCACCCCCACCUCCAGAACCAGUUGUUACGGUGCAGGUUACCCCACCCCCACCUCCAGCAGAUAAAGAUGAUGACGCUACAACCAACACCCCAUCACCACCACCCCCACCAGAGGAUGCCAAUACAGUCAAGAAACUCUCUAUUGAGCUGCCUAAUGAUAGCGUCCAUGUGUCAGCCAUGGGGAGAAAAGACUCAGUGUGGUCUCUGGGAGAGGGACAGGCUCCAGAGGACCUUGACAAGCCCGUAGACACCCCACCGCUGUCCAGCCUGCUCAUAGAAAGACCCCAGGGCGGAUCCAUCACUGUGGGUGGAGACAUCUCCUUUGUUGCCAAGGUGGAGGCCCAAGACCUGCUCCGUAAACCCACCAUCAAAUGGUUCAAAGGGAAAUGGAUGGACCUGGCCAGCAAGACCGGAAAGCACUUGCAACUGAAAGAAACCUUUGACCGACGCACCAAGAUUCACACAUUUGAGAUGCAUAUCAUCAAGGCCAAAGACAACUAUGCUGGAAACUACAGGUGUGAGGUCACCUACAAGGACAAAUUUGACAGCUGUUCCUUUGACCUGGAAGUGAAAGAACUGGAACAGUCACAGAGUGUUGAUAUUCGAUCAGCCUUCAAAAGAAGCAGUGAAGGACACGAGGAUGCAGGGGAUCUUGACUUUAGUGGUCUUCUUAAACAUAGAAACCAAAGGGAGCCCAAGCAGGAUGAGACGCCUGAAGUGGACGUGUGGGAGAUCCUGAAAUCGGCCAGGCCAGACCAGUACGAGAAGAUCGCCUUUGAGUAUGGCAUAACAGACCUGCGGGGUCUGCUCAAGAGGCUGAAGAAGACCAAGAAAGAGGAGAAGAAGAGUGAAGCUUUUGCCAAGAAGUUGGAUCCAGCAUACCAGGUGGACAAAGGAGGGAAGAUCCGCUUAGUUGUGGAUCUUGCAGACCCCACAGUAGAGCUGAAAUGGUACAAGAACGGCCAGGAGAUCCGUCCAACUCCAAAUCAAAGGAAGUUUAUCUUUGAGCAAAAAGGUACACAGAGGAUUAUGGUCAUCAACAACUGCGGCCUGAAUGAUGACGCUGCCUACUCCGUAGCCGCGGGAGAAGAGAAGUGUACCACAGAGCUGUUUGUCAAAGAGUUACCAGUGAAGAUUACUAAAGAGAUUGAGGCGGUGAAAACGACAGUGAACGAGAGGAUUGAGUUGGCGUGUGAAGUGUCUGAAGAAGGAGCUCAAGUAAAAUGGUGUAAGAACGGCGUGGAGGUCCCGACCGGGCCCCGGUCACGCUACCGUGUCAAGUCUGAGGGGCUGAAACACUGGCUAAUCAUUGACGAUGCCUCAAAGGAGGACACUGGAACCUUCUCCCUCAUGGCCUCUGGGGGAACCUCUGAAGCCAAAGUCCAGGUUGAAUUGAAGCCACUGAAGAUUAUUCAGGAUUUGCAGGACAUGACAGUGCUUUUGGGCCAGCCACUGAAGAUGCACUGUGAGAUCUUCCCUGGGAAUGUUCCAGGUCGUUGGUACAGGAACGGACAGUUGAUCCAGUCCAACGACCGCAUCAACAUCCUGCAAAGAGCCAAGAACCACCGAUUAGAAAUUGUGAACAGCACCCUUCACGAUGCCGGGGAUUAUACCUUUGUGCCAGAGGGAUACUCUCAGAGCCUCUGUGCCAAAAUUCAUAUCGUUGAUCCUCCCAGGGUGCACCUGGAGAGCUUGAACUUCCCUGACAACACGGUGACCAUUGUGGCAGGAAAUAAACUCCGCGUGGAGAUCCCCAUCAGUGGAGAACCAGCACCCAGAGUGGUGUGGAUGAAGGGAGAGAGGGUAAUCCUUGACUCGGGCCACCGUGUGCGAGCUGAAACCUUCUCGGACCACACCAGCCUCACCAUCGACAUCGCAGAGAAGGAGGACACAGGAAACUACAAGAUAGUCCUGCAGAACGAGGCUGGGGAAGCAGGGGCUAGCAUCAAAGUCAAGGUGGUGGAUAUCCCAGACCCUCCUGAAGUUCCCCUGGUCACGGAGGUGGGAGGAGACUGGUGCUCUAUGACAUGGGAACCCCCGAUCUAUGACGGAGGCUCAUCCAUCUUAGGCUACUUCAUCGAAAGGAAGAAGAAGCAGAGUUCCAGAUGGAUGAGGCUGAACUUUGACCUGAACAAAGAGACCACAUUUGAGCCUAAAAAGAUGAUUGAGGGUGUCCCGUACGAGGUGCGCGUCUUUGCUGUGAAUGCCAUCGGCGUGUCCAAACCCAGCGAGCCAUCCAAAGCCUUUGUGCCGCUGGCUGUGACCAGCGAGCCCACCAUGCUGGUGGUGGAUGAUGUCACAGACACCACGGUGACCAUGAAGUGGCGUCCCCCAGACACCAUCGGAGCUGCAGGCUUAGACGGCUACCUGGUGGAGUAUUGCAUCGAAGGAACUGAUGACUGGAGAGUAACCAAUAAGGAGCUGACAGAGAAGACUAAGUACACCAUCACUGGCCUCCCUCCAGAGGCUAAGAUCCUGGUUAGGGUAAGGGCUAUCAAUGCUGCCGGCGCCAGCACUCCCAGAACACUUCAGCACUCUAUCCUGGUCAAAGAGGUCAUCGAACCACCUAAGAUCCGCAUCCCCCGUCACUUGAGGCAGACGUACACUCGUAAAGUCGGAGAAGCCGUCAAUCUCGUUAUUCCAUUCAUGGGCAAGCCCAGGCCAAAGGUGAGCUGGCUGAAGGAGGGCCAGACGGUGGACCCCACGCAGGUCACUAUCCGCAACACAGACUGUGACAGCAUCAUCUUCAUCCGCAAAGCAGAGAGGAAGCACUCUGGGAAGUACGAUAUGAAGGUGGAGGUGGAGAACCACGUGGACACGGCCAUCGUAGACAUCCAGAUAGUAGACCUCCCAGGGCCUCCACAGUGUGUGAAGAUAGAUGAGGUCUGGGGGGGAAACGUGGCUCUGGACUGGACCCCUCCAAAGGACAAUGGCAACGCCGCCAUUACAGGCUACACCAUCCAGAAAGCAGACAAGAAGACCAUGGAGUGGUACACGUGUAUUGAGCACUACCACCGUACCUGCAUCACCAUCACCGAGCUGGUGGUGGGGAACGAGUACUACUUCAGAAUCUACUCUGAGAACAUGGUGGGUCUGAGCGAGGGUGCCACCCAGACCAAGGACAGCGCCCUCAUCGUUAAAGAAGGGAAAUUCCCCCAUGAUACAGCCCAGCGCCUGUAUCAUGUACAACCCCAUUCUUCCUCCCUUCCUUCCUCUGCAGGCAUGCAACUGAAGAACCCCGAGUACAUCGACCACGACUUCAAAGAGCCUCCCAAGUUCACCCAGCCCCUCAUCAACACCUUCGCCAUCGCUGGCUACAACGCCACCCUCAACUGCAGCGUCCGCGCCAACCCACGGCCCAAAGUGAUUUGGAUGAAGAAUAAGAUAGCCAUCAUUGACGACCCGCGCUACCGCAUGUUUAGCAACCAAGGGGUCUGCACCCUGGAGAUCCGGAAACCCAGUCCCUACGACGGGGGCAUGUACUCCUGCAAGGCCAUUAAUUACCUGGGUGAUGCACUAGUGGAGUGUAAACUGGAGGUUAAAGUCCCCACUCAGGAAUAGUGAAUGUAUGUUCUCAUCCAAGGGGGCUUUACCUUCUCUGAGCUCAUGCAGCGUGGAGUGCCUUUACACCUGAUCGAUAAGUACAUGAGCGAAACCAAGGCCGUGGAGCAGCCAGAGAAGUAGUCGGACUGAGCAACCACUGAUACCCCUAGGCUGCCCGGAACCUGUCGUCACACCACUAGUGAUCUGCCUCUCACCAGCAGUCGAGGGAGGGGCUGGAGGGGGAGGGAGGGUUGUACUGGACUUUGGCAUGGCAUGCUGUGUGCGGGUAUGGAGCUAGUUAUCAUAGAAGAAGCCAAUUCAUCACCAGCUUUGUGUCAUCUCCUAGUAUUCAAAAGGCUCUGUUUAAGCUCAGUUGCAUGUUGGCAGUGUUUUGGCUGUAGCUUUUUAUUUUAGAUGAGUAGUGCAGGAAAUGUGCAGUAGGACAAACUGUAAUUUCCACCUAUCUGGACAUGUUUUUGUCUCUGUUGGGAUUGGGAACUGUGUUUGGGGGAGGGAGCUAAUGUUGAAAUGUAUAAACAAUAUGGCUUGAUGUCUGUCAUGCAAUGUCUUGUGAUUAAAGAUUGAACUUCAAAAGAUACAAAUAUUAAAACAUUUCUGAUCAGAUGAUUUACCAUGUGUAUGUUACCAAUAACAUUUUAUUUGGGCUUUCUAACAGACAGUUAUCCACCUUUUGUUUAAGCCUUACACUGCAUGACGCUGUGCUUUCUCUGCCCAUACUGUACUUCAGGCUUGAGUAUAUUCUUAGCUGUCAGGCCAUCUGCGCAUGCUUUCAUCUUCAAUUUUUUGUUUAUGACUCCUGGAAUAAAAUAAAAACAUGUAACAUAA
Molecule: messenger RNA, 5114 nt
Organism: Oncorhynchus gorbuscha (pink salmon)
Lineage: Eukaryota; Metazoa; Chordata; Actinopteri; Salmoniformes; Salmonidae
Product: myosin-binding protein C, slow-type-like
Exons: 35
Coding region: 270-4286 (1338 amino acids)
Molecular function (GO): protein binding
Source: RefSeq, a predicted model, not a curated record